Molecule: messenger RNA, 4380 nt
Organism: Schistosoma intercalatum
Lineage: Eukaryota; Metazoa; Platyhelminthes; Trematoda; Strigeidida; Schistosomatidae
Source: the annotation of a GenBank genome assembly
AUGAUAGACAACCAUUCGAUUUCAAGCAAACGACAUUCACCGAUUUUAGCUAAAGAUAUAAAGGACGUACUCCUAAGGAGGUACGCUAUAUUCACAGGUGGCCAUGAUAAGGAAUUCCGCUCCCUUAUAAUUUUCCAAGAUCGCGGUCUAGAUGGAUUAGGUGAUGAUUCAUACAUUUUCCUUAUGCAGUAUUUUUCUUCAUUAUCAACAAUGCUAACAAGUGUUCAAGAGUUUACUGUCGUUAUUGAUAGGCGUACUGGUAAUUGGACAGUUGUCAAGUCGAUUGUUACCAGGCUAAAUGAAAAGUUCCCAGGAAACUUACAUCAAAUAUUUAUUAUCAAACCUCAAGGUUUUAUGCAAGGUUUUUUCUUGGAGAAAACAAUAAACUCAAUUCGUGAUGGCUGUAAAAUUCCGUUAAUUUUCGUCGACAAAACUGAAGAAUUGCUUCCUUUCAUAGAUCAACAACAUUUGACAAGUGACUUGGGCGGUGAACUUAAUUUCGACAUUGAAGACUGGCUUACUAACAGGAUAGUUCGACAACAUAUUUUGCAUUAUGCUACUCGAAAAGAUUUCUGUCUUCAGUUCUCACAAGAUAUUGAAGAAUACUUUGAAGAAGUUGAACAUUUAAACACCGAAUUGAAAAACAUCAUGAAUCAGUGUAUUAAUCAAAACUAUAAUCAACGACAGGAUUAUUAUUGCAAUCCAAAAUCAAGAACAUGCCAUUUAAACCAAUUUUAUAGUUGUGAAAAUAUGCUCGAAUUACGUAAAAAAUGUCAUCAUUGGUUACAUCGUGUUUCACACUGUGAAGUAAAGGGUUUGAAAAUACGUGAAAAUUUACUUAGGAAAAAUUCAAAUCAGUCAUGUACAACUAUACGAGAAGAAGACACUACAAUAAAAUGUGAUAUUCCAUCGAAAACGGGGACAUGGGCUAAUACAAGUGAUGCAUAUGACUUACCAGUCGAUUAUGUCUUUCAUAUAAUUACUUUUGAUCGUAUACUCAUUAGGUUAACUGAGGCUCGUACCGAAUUAAGACGCUACUGGCGUGAAUACAUGAAACGAGUACGUGUUACAUUUCUGGUUGAUGAUGUUGAAAACCAAUAUUACGAAUUUACUAAUCUUGCCAGUACAUGGAAUAAUCUAAUUGAAUCUCUAGUUGAUUAUUUGCCUGUUAAAAUGUCCAGCUCCUCCACUUUAUCUCCAGCACAUCAACAUUAUCAUAAUCAAUCAUUAAAAGAUGAUAAGGAGAACAGUUGCAUUCAUAAUAGUAAUAAUUCAACAUGUUCCCCUUCACAUUUCAUUAUACUUUCUGCAUUGAAAAAUGAUGAUGAUGAAACGGAUACAUCGUUAAGUAAAACAAUAUUGGAAAGUUUAGAAUUACUAUCUUGUCGUAUAUUGGAAGCGGAAGCCACUGGUAAUCGACUAUUAGCAAGAUUAAAAGAAUUAGAUAAGAUUGCAAGCAAUUUCGCUUUAUUUAUAAUUGAUAACGUGGAAGAAAAAGAAGGAGUGUUACUGAACAAUUCUGAUGAGAAAGACAAUCAUCAAGCUUCAUUUCUCUGUUGUGAUGUAAAUCGAUUGGUCAGUGCAAAUUUAGUCUCAAAUAUUAUUUGUCCAGAUUUGCCAAUAAAAUUAAAUGGAAGUAAUCAACAAAAUGAUGUUAACCUAAAUACCAGUUGCUUAUCUCUAUAUUCUGGAGAGGAAGAUGAAUCAUCUAAUCUUGUUAUGUCUAAAGAAUUUAAUCAUAGUUCUAAUGAAAAAACUGAUGAAUCCAUGCAACAAUAUUUUCUUCCUAUCAAAUUUCCUUCAAAUGUAAAAGAAUGGUCUUUGUUAUUUAAAAAUAUGAUUGAUUUAGCUAGUAUAGAUUUACCAAAAGCAGCUGAUCAAAUUAAUCGUUUGCUACAACUGUACACAGAAAUUGAUAAUGCUGCUUCAUGGAUUAAAGAAGGUCAUCAUUUAUUGAAGAUAGUAACACCACCGAAUAAGCUCACUACAAUGAAUUUAGUGGAAUGUCGGUCACGUAUGGAUGAAUUGAUUACAUUUACUUCUUCACGUCAGAGUAGAUUAGAGUUACUUCGAAAUCCUAAACUGUUUCAUUCACGAUUAGUUGGAUUAUUAGACGCUGAUUUGAAGAGUCAUUUAAGUAAAUUAUUAAAACAAGUAGAAGAUUUAGCACAAAAUUGUAAUCUUGCUAUUGCUUCAAUUCGUCAACACAUUUCACGAACAAGUUUCCCAAGAAAUCAUCCCAACUCUAAAUCUUUUAAUAGUAGUACUAAUAGCAGUGGUAGUACUUUGACUAGUCCUGGGACAAAUUCACCCAUUCAAGAAGCUAUUGAAUCAGCAUCAUCAUCUUCAGAAGGUCUUAACAACCACAAUAACAAAGUAUCCAAUUCCAUUCAAGGCUCAAACUCAACUUCAUAUCAGCUAUCACAGUUAGAAUCUCCAACUUCAUUAUCAACUCCAGGUAAACGAUAUCAAUUAGCAUGGAAAGAACUGGUAGAUACAGAAAAAUCUUAUGUAAAUUUUCUACAACAUGUUUAUGAUGUAGUAUGGUUAAAUUCUAUUGAUAAUGCUAAUAAUGACGAACUGGGGACUCGUUCGCAUCCACAGCCAACAUUUAUGCGUGAUAAUCAAAAUCGUCUUUUGUGUAAUUGGCCGGAAUUAUUACGUUUCCACAGAGACGUAUUACUACCGCAUUUAAUAUCAUGCGAUGGAAAUUCAGGAAAAAUUAAAAACUGGGCAUCCCACAUGGUCCCAUAUCUGGUAGACUUAUACACAAUUUAUUGUUCGCUUCAUGAUUGUGCAGUUCAACUCGGUGCUGCCCUCGAAAAAGAUCGCAUUUAUUCUAGCUGGUUAACUGCAUGCAAUGAAGAGGUGUAUCGGAGAGAAAUGUCAAUAACAAAAAUGAAUGAUUCCGAAUCUUCUGUCCCACCUACUGAACUAAAUCGUCCCAUAUUAUUGUUUAGUUCUCGUCUUGUGACACCUGUACAGCGUUUUCAACGAUAUCAUUUACUAUUGGAUAGACUUGUUCAACAUGAAACAAAUGAACUUGACCGCUGUGACCUACAGUCGGCCCAUAAAGCUAUUUUGGAAUUAUGUGAAACAGUGAAUAUUGCUAUGCAACUUCGUGGUUUAUCGGUUCGUCCAUCUGCAUUGGGUCCAUUUCUAUUGCAAGGAGAUUUUACGAUAUCUCGUGAUGAUGUACGAUUUAUGCCUAGCAAACAACGUCAUGUUUUCUUAUUUACUAAUGCUAUAUUACUCACUAAAUAUCGUACUUCACCCAAUUCGUUUAUUCCUGUUUUGAUUAAUCCAAGUACAGUGAUAAAUUCUGCGAUUUCAAAUAUAUCACGAGAUCAUUCCAUUGAUUCGUAUGAAAAAUCUACAAAUACUUAUUCAGUAUACAAUCAAUCUAAUAAUGGAUUAGGUACAACAUCCAAUUUAUUGGCUUUCACUAAAUCACUUACAUCUAGCAGUGGAAACAGUAGUAAUAAUCUUACUUCAACUAAUAUUCCGACUUUUACUUAUCGUCCAUAUUAUGAGAUUAAACAAGAAUUAGAGCUUUCCAAAAUCGGUUUGACUCCUCAUUUCCAUGGGGACCGUCGUCGGUUUGCUAUAUGGACUGCUAAACGCGCAGUCACUUAUAUUUUUCAGUCAUCUGAUCCUGCGAUCAGAGAUGCAUGGGUUAAAGCUAUAAAUGAAUUAUUAAUGGUGCAAUUAAUUCGUGAUCGUUAUAAAGUUCUAAAUAAUACUGAUAUACAGAGUGCAAAAAUAUUAUAUACUGAACAACUCUCUUUCAACUCAAAUAUAUCUGAUCGUAGUAAAAGCUUACCAGUUAGUAGCAAAACGUUGCCACAUAAAAAUCAAACGGGAAAAGGAUCAGUUGUAUCAUUACCAUCUAAUUUAGGAUCAAAUCCCGGUUCUAGAAUUCCUGAAUUUGAUCGAUCCCAUUCAGUUACUACUGCUUCGCUGAAUUCCGAUACUUCAAAAGAGAAUAAUGAACAAGAUAGUAAUAUCGAGAUAAACAGUAAUGAACAGAUAAAAACUGAAAUCGACGAUAAUGAUAUCGAUGAUGAUUGUCAACAUUUGAAUGUUAAGCAGUUUUCUAUUGGAAUAUAUUCUGUAUUAAAGGAUACUGUUGAUAAAUUUCAUUUAGCAUUUUGUGACUUACAAUCAUCUCAAAAACAACUGCAAGAUCAACUGAUCGCCUUAGAUCAAGCACUAGGUCGAUUAGCUAAAGCUCAAGAUAGUCCUCUGAAUCUAGAACCAUUUGUAUUGGUACUACAAGAAUAUAAACAACGAAUAUCAAAAGUACAUAAUUCUUUACGUAUUUCACAGGAUAGAGUUAUUCGUAUUCGUCAAAAUAUUCAGGCGAAAAAAAUCACUUAA